Molecule: messenger RNA, 2406 nt
Organism: Candida albicans SC5314
Lineage: Eukaryota; Fungi; Ascomycota; Pichiomycetes; Serinales; Debaryomycetaceae
Product: CORVET complex subunit
Exons: 1
Coding region: 1-2406 (801 amino acids)
Biological process (GO): endosomal vesicle fusion; autophagy; vesicle-mediated transport
Cellular component (GO): cytoplasm; fungal-type vacuole membrane
Molecular function (GO): protein binding
Source: RefSeq, a predicted model, not a curated record
AUGGAUGAUGUGGGAAGAAUACGUUAUCAGAUCUCUCCUGUGAUUGAAAGUAUACACCUAGAAGAUGAGACUAUCACAGAUAUAACCACAUACGAGAACAACUUAUAUGUUGGCACAAGCAAUGGCCAACUAUUGCAUUUCCACCGAUUCGACGACACAACAGAAUAUAUCCCCAUAACUACUAUCAACGUGGGGACUCACUCCGUAUCCAAAAUCUUAUGCAUUGAGUCUAUUCAGAGACUACUUGUCAUAUCAAAUCGUAUUGUCUUGUCCUAUGUCUUGCCAGAACUUUCCCCAUGUCGAAUGAAAAAGAUGAAGGAUGUUACUGAUUUACAGAAGUUGGACAGUCUGGUGCUCGUUUUGUCGCCGACAAAGAUCAGAAUCAUAAACAUACAAGCGGAUACCAUUACGUUAGCAAAAGAGAUAAAUUACCAAGGAGGAGUGGCGUGUCGAUCGUGCAAAGAUAGCAAUUUUAUUGUGGUCGCCAACAACGAGAGUUACGAUAUUAUAGAUUUAGACAAUAAUAGAAAAGUUCCCUUAUUUAGCUACAAGUCAGAGUCAACAGUCCACCCAUGGAUCAUACCAUUUGACGGAGAAUACUUGUUGUCAGUUCUGUCAGAUACCAACACGUCCAUGGCAAUGUUUAUAAAUAGUGUGGGAGAUGUUACGCGUGGAACCUUGACAUGGGUGGACAAAGGGUACCCCGAAAACUCAAUUGCCCUUGAGGGUGAGUACGUUUUUGCAUUGUUUAAAAACAAGAUGAUUGUUUCGUCGUUGGUUUCACUUGACACAGUUUUGGAAAUGGAAAAUCCGGGAUACACUAUCACGAAAGUGCCACCGGCAAUUGUCAAUGACAAGAGCUUGGCAAAUAUCAUAGAUACUAUUCAACCUACGGCCAGUUUGAUUUUGACUAAUGGGAAACAAAUAUUUGGUUUACACAAAGUACACAAAUUAGUGGAAAUACAGCAACAGUUUAUAAAUGACAGUCUAACAGAAUUAAACCCCGCAAGCUAUACUGGUAAUGCCAGGGAUUAUAUCACCUACCUUGCAUUGGUCCAAGCUGUAAUUACCAAAAAUGAUGACAAGUUUUGGGAAUUUGCCAACCAGGAAACAAAUGAGCAGUUGGUUGUUUCACCACAGUUUGUGUUCUAUAUAUUGGGUGGAGGUGAAAAGCAUCUCCCAUUCCCUGGUCUCAAAGAAAUAUGCCAACACUACGGAACGUAUAAGAAUGACAAAUUACUCAAAAAGUAUAUCCAGGGCUUGCCGGACAAAUACUUAUCAACUGAUAUCAAACUUUAUUACUACCAGAAUUGCACGAACGAGGAAGGCCUCGCAUUCACCGAAAGAGUUACUUUUGAAGAUAACCCCCAACCUAUCAUUGACUUACUCAUCCAUCAACACAGGAUAAAAUGUGCAUCAGAAGUGUAUAAGAAAGUUCCUUUACUAAUCGAGUACAACACAUUUAUAAACAAGCAUUUACUGGAUUCAUUGGUUGACGAUGCAGUAGCGCUUCUUUUAUCAGGAAAACUUGACGAAAAUGAAUAUUCAAAAACAUUGAUUAGCUUGCUAAAAUUUGAUGAUAAAAGGGGAAUUGGCGUACUUAAAAAUGGCCCUUCUAAAUACUACAAUAUCAACCAAACUGUAAUGAAAGACCUAUCAGAAACCACACAGGACGAAAAAGGGUAUUUGCUUCUACGCAUAGAGUUGAUGGAAAUUACAGAAAACUCAUCAGAAGAAUUGCUACAACUUAUCGUACAAGCCAUGAACCUAUUAUAUGACAGCCUCAAGGAUGAAUUUACACUUUUGCAUCAAGAAUUUAGACGCCUCAAUUCAUUGGAGAACGAGAGAUGGCCAAAACUAUCCUGGCCAAACUUUCUUGAUAUAAGUGGAAAAUCCAAAGAGCUACUGACAUUUGUUGAGCUUUACUUAAAAUCGUUUGAAUUGGCACGUGAGGCGCCCGAUGGACCCAUCUUUGACUACCACAGAAUGUUUAACAACCACGACAUUGACGCUUUAUUGGAGUUUGGCGAUUAUUCAACAGCUGAAUCAAUAGCAACAGGAACAAAUCCCUUCCCGAAAAAGACCUUUUAUGGAACAAUGGAUUUCACUUCACAACCAAGCACCACCGGACUCAUACAAAUCCUCAAUUUUUACUUGACGCAGUACUCCUCUGGCAAGCAAGUAGAAAAUACGAUUAAACACUUUGCUGAGGCUUACUAUCAUACUAUCGCACCAUGGCAGUUUCUCCAACUAAUCCCACCAGACUUCCCACUAGCGCAUUUAGUCGGCUAUUUCCAUUUAGUCACGACCGAUCAAACCCAACAAUACAGAGACGUUUUGAUUAGAAAGUCUAUUUCUAGAGCCGAAAAUCUACGUACAAAAAAACUCUUAGAUGUAUCCAAGUAG